UUUAGUGCAAAUAGGAUGGUAAGGUAGGCGAACUCCGACGGAUGUUCACAUACUUUCCCGUUUACCCAACUGACUGUAAUUUAAUGAAUGUAAGGCAGCACCCACGUGGUUUGACCGUGGAGACUGCAGAUUCUUUUGUUCAAAAUCAAUCAAAAAACGAGGAAGACGGACAGACACGAGAGACGCAUCAGAAUCAGGAAACCAUUCGGUCGCUUGCCAUCCUCUAACUUUAUUAACGCCAUCAUAAAGUUGAACUUUCCAGCUAACUUAUCAACUACUGUCUUUAUUGCGGUGCGGAGAAAAAAACUUUCCCAUCAAGAUAUUGCAUUCAAGGAAAUCUAAGCUACAAUGCCCCGCAAGAAGGUGACUGAUAUCUCAGGGAACGGCGGCACAAAGAGGAAAAGGGCAGGCGGCCGCAAGAAAGACAGAGAGUUCAGCAGCGACGACGAGUUUGACGACUAUGAGCAGGAGAACACCAAGAAGCCGGGCAGGACAGCCCCCAAGCCCGGCCUCACGCCAGUCACUGUGUCCGAGGAUGUCAAGGAGAAGAUUAAACUGGAACUUCCCAAAGGCAAGGGCCAGCUGGUCAUUUUUGGAGCCACCAACUGGGAUCUGAUUGGGAGGAAGGAGGUGCCAAAGCAGCAAGCUGCGUACAGGAACCUGGGCCAGAACCUGUGGGGUCCGCACCGCUACGGCUGCCUGAGCGACGUGCAGGUCAGUGUGGUGGUGGCCGGGCCCUGCGCUGCACACAGCCUGCUCAUCACCACAGACGGCAAGCUCUGGAGUUGGGGGCGUAACGACAGAGGGCAGCUGGGCCACGGGGACACCAAGCGUCUGGACGCCCCCAAACUGGUGGAAGGGCUGGCCAAGGAGGUGAUAGUCUCAGCCGCCUGUGGACGCAACCACACUCUGGCGCUCACUGAAAGUGGUACGUGCUACUCGUUUGGCGAGAAUAAGUUGGGCCAACUGGGUCAGGGCAGUCAGACGGACGCCGUUCUCACCCCGGCCGCAGUGAUGUACAAUGGUCAGCCGUUAGUGAAGGUGGCGUGCGGUGCUGAGUUCAGUAUGGUGGUGGACUGCAAGGGUAACCUGUACUCCUUCGGAUGCCCAGAGUACGGCCAGCUAGGCCACAAUUCAGAUGGGAAGUUCAUUGCCCGUGCCCAGCGUAUCGAGUUCGACUGCGAGCUGAUCCCGCGGCGGGUGGCCAUCUUCAUUGAGAAGACCAAGGACGGCCAGGUGCUGCCUGUGCCCAACGUUGUAGCACGAGAUGUAGCCUGCGGCGCCAAUCACACACUGGUGCUGGACUCCCAAAAGAGGGUAUUCUCCUGGGGCUUUGGCGGCUAUGGGCGCCUGGGCCACACGGAGCAGAAGGACGAGAUGGUGCCGCGCCUCGUCAAGCUCUUCGACAUCCCCGGGCGGGGGGCCGCCCAGAUCUACACUGGAUACCAGUGCUCCUUCGCCGUCAGUGAGAUGGGUGGUCUGUUUUUCUGGGGCGUCACCAACACUUCUCGAGAGUCCACCAUGUACCCCAAAGCUGUGCAGGACCUGUGUGGAUGGAAGAUUCGUAGCCUUGCAUGCGGGAAGAGCAGCAUAAUCAUCGCCGCUGACGACAGCACCAUUAGCUGGGGCCCCUCUCCUACCUUUGGAGAACUGGGAUAUGGAGACAACAAGCCCAAGUCUUCCACUACAGCCCAGGAAGUGAAAACUUUGGAUGGAGUCUACUCAGAACAGGUGGUGAUGGGCUAUUGCCACACCCUAAUCAUCGCCCGCCAGGAGUCGGAGCAGGAACAGGAGAAGCUGAAGAAGCUGCCAGAGUACAACCCCCGCACGCUCUGAGCAAGGCCAACGCCCCCUCCACUUCUCAUGACAUAUUAUUUUGUCGUUUUCUGAGUUACCGGUAACUUUUUUUCUUUCCCCGAUCCCUCUACUCCUCCUGCCCCAGAAGCAAACACAUCUCCUCAGACAUUAACCAGCACCUUUAUGGUCACCGUGUACGGUUGAAGAUUAUGAUGAUGGUGAACAGGGUUGGGUCAGGCAAAGCAGAAGUGGGAUUAUUGUUUGUUUGGAUACAAAGUUACAAAACCGUUUAGCAUGAUGGUGGGAGAAAUGACGUGGGGAGGAGAUAACGAAGAUUGGGAAUUUGAAUCAAAUCUUAAUGAUGAGAGUCAACACUGCAAUAUGAUGGGCAUCAACAAGUGGAUAAUUUUUCGUGUUUGUUUGUUCGUUUCCCCUUACCAGCAUUUGUGUGUUUGAUGCCACUGGUUUCUGCUGGGAGAGGAGAUCAGGCCCUGUUUCCCUCCAAGCACUUAACACUCAGUGGACCCCUAACCCAAACCCCUUCCCCUCAUCACGUUUUUAUUCCCUUUCUUCUACAUUCCUGCUGGAAUUCCCGACACAGCAUUAUAGGUUUUUUUUUUUUUUGGUUGACGUUUCUUUUAAUCAUCAAUUUUGAAAUGAAAGCGAUCUGUGUUUUCCCUUUUCCAAACACAAGGUGCUACAUUGUUAAGACACAGACUGUCAUAUGAGGUACAGGCCCCCUACUGGGAUCACACACACAAACAAAAAAAAGACGACCAACACUCCAUAUCUGUGCCUUUUAUGUGACAUAUUUAAGGGCAUGGCUGUUUAUGUUGUCCCAAAGACAAGUGUUUUACUCAAAAUUUAAUUGAGCUCUGUUCACGAUGGAUGGUUUGUUGGUUAUUUAUUCUUUGUUCUUUUUUUUUCUUUUGUUACUCGAAUAUUGUCCUUGUGUCUUUUGUCAAGUCAGUUUGUGCAAUCUGAGUGAAGGCUUAAUAAAGUGGUGACAUUUUUA
Engraulis encrasicolus (European anchovy) is the source of this 2812-nucleotide messenger RNA. RefSeq names its product regulator of chromosome condensation 2 (gene rcc2). The coding region runs from base 349 to 1836 and encodes 495 amino acids. NCBI's taxonomy places the organism in Eukaryota, Metazoa, Chordata, Actinopteri, Clupeiformes, Engraulidae. Gene Ontology annotation, molecular function: small GTPase binding. Gene Ontology annotation, cellular component: membrane. The record is from RefSeq and is a predicted model, not a curated record. Gene Ontology annotation, biological process: negative regulation of GTPase activity. The transcript is spliced from 13 exons.